UCGCGUGAGGUCGACGACGUGAUCUUUCUCGUGGUGGCAUUGCGAGUGACCACGACUUGCGAAGUCAUGUCUCAGUGUGUAUGCGUGAGAAAGUGUGUGUUUUCGGCAGCUGUGUCUAUCUCAGUGUAGCGUCGCGUCUUGGAAGCGAUCAGACGCGGUGUUUCUUUCGGGGUUUCUCUCGGUGCUGGCGUAACUGCGGUGUCCGUGGUGAGGUGCCGGGACGUAGUCACCCUACUGGCUGUGUUCUCCUCUCAUAUUACCAUGGAAACCAGGCGACGAUGGGGUCAGUGCAACGGGAGCUCGUGUCAAAGGACAGGGGAAGCGGCGGCGGCUGCCGCGGCUGACCCUGAUAGUAUCGAGUUGACCUGCGUGCCGCCGCUGCCACAGGACCUGGAGCAACACAUCAGGGAGUGUCAGUGCUCAUGUGAUCACCUAGGCUUCGGAAACUUCAAGACCAUCACCUACGUGGAGGGCCAGCACUGGGACAAUGUGGACGUGAUUGACGUCAAACCGUCCGCGUCCGCGUCCACCGUGGACAUUCUGCACGGGGAGCUGCCCGGCGCCGGCUCGCCCUGCAGUCCCGAGCGGCAUCGGCACGGCGAGAAAAAAGGUGAGACGGCACAGUGUCUGUGA
Messenger RNA from Amphibalanus amphitrite, 633 nucleotides. RefSeq lists its product as uncharacterized. NCBI's taxonomy places the organism in Eukaryota, Metazoa, Arthropoda, Thecostraca, Balanomorpha, Balanidae. The transcript has 2 exons. The record is from RefSeq and is a predicted model, not a curated record. The coding region runs from base 262 to 633 and encodes 123 amino acids.